This is a messenger RNA of Cornus florida, 950 nucleotides long. RefSeq names its product 6,7,8-trihydroxycoumarin synthase-like. Lineage: Eukaryota; Viridiplantae; Streptophyta; Magnoliopsida; Cornales; Cornaceae. Gene Ontology annotation, molecular function: oxidoreductase activity, acting on paired donors, with incorporation or reduction of molecular oxygen; heme binding; monooxygenase activity. The coding region runs from base 27 to 935 and encodes 302 amino acids. The transcript has a single exon. The record is from RefSeq and is a predicted model, not a curated record.
ACAAACUCAUUUUAUCUUCCCAGACCAUGAUGACAAUAUUGCUUCUUUUUCUUCCAACACUCAGUCUGCUCUGCUUUCUUCAUCAAAAAUACAGAAACAAGUACGGAGCAAAUCAUCUUCCCCCGGGUCCUCCGGGACUUCCAAUCAUCGGUAACCUACACGAGCUUGCUAACUCAGCUCCACAUCACUACCUAUGGCAACUCUCCAAAAAAUAUGGCCCUCUCAUGACCCUCCAACUCGGUUUCGUUCCAACCCUUGUGGUUUCUUCAGCAAAGAUGGCUAAAGAGGUCCUGAAAACCCAUGAUCUCGAAUUUGCUAGUAGGCCAUCUUUACUGGGCCAGAGAAAGCUAUCUUACAAUGGCUUAGAUGUGGCUUUUACACCUUACAGUGAGUAUUGGAGAGAAAUGAGGAAGAUUUGUGUCCUUCAUCUCUUGAACCCCAAGAGGGUUGAGUCCUUCCGUUACAUUAGAGAAGAUGAGGUUUCGCGAAUGAUCAAAAAGAUCUCCAACUUUGCUUCUGCUUCUAAACUCAUCAACUUAAGUGAGAUGCUAAUGUCUCUCACUAGUGCCAUGAUUUGUAGAAUUGCUUUUGGUAAGAGGUAUGACGAUGAAGGUUGCGAAAGGAGUAAGUUUCAUGGCCUCCUUCAUGAAGCUCAGGCCAUGCUAGGAAGCUUCUUCCUCUCGGAUUAUUUUCCUUUUCUUGGUUGGGUAGAUAAACUCAAUGGCAUGUCAAGCAGGGCCGAUAAAAUUUUCAAGGAAAUGGAUUUGUUCUACCAAGAAAUCAUCGAUGAGCGCUUGCAAGAAGAGAGCAGUAAGUCCGAGCAAGAGGAUAUUCUUGAUGUCUUACUUCAGCUGCAGAAGGAUCACUCGUUUACAAUUGAUCUCACUUUAGAUCAUAAUUUUUCUCACCACCUUAGUCCAGUCAUAAAACCAUAAUUUUUAUACCAACUA